AUGUCUAUGAAGUUUGAUAAUCACCUAGAGCUUUUACGCUCUAGUAUUAUGGAUAAUAAUGGUGUUGAAGAGAAAGUAGAAGUUAAUCAACGACAUUUGAUUGAUAAAAUCCUUGCAAGAUACUCUGCUGAAUAUGUAUUAUAUAGAGAACUUAUGCAAAAUGCUGAUGAUGCUUCUUCAAGUUCUGUUCAAAUUCACUUUCAAUCAAGUUCACCUGAUCAAACUAAACCACCUAAUUUAUUGGCAAAAUGUAAUAAAAUAGUAUUCAAGAAUAAUGGCAUAGCAUUUAGACCUGAGGAUUGGCAACGGCUAAAGAGAAUUGCAGAAGGAAAUCCAGAUGAACAAAAGAUUGGAGCUUUUGGUGUAGGCUUUUAUUCUCUUUUCUCAGUCUGUGAUAAUCCUUUUGUCUUUUCAGGUUCACAGUGUAUGGCAUUUUAUUUCAAAGGUGAUCAGCUAUUUGCUAAGCGUGCUGAUGUACCCAAAGAGAAUGAUGAUCUUUGGACUUCAUUCUUAAUGGACUUGAGAGAACCAAUGGAAUUACCUGAUUUCGAUCAUUUUUGUAAAUUCCUUACUACGAGUAUGGGCUUUACAGCUAACUUGAAACAGAUUACUGUUUAUUUCGAUAAUCACCAAAUAUUCAACAUUGUUAAAAAAGUUACGGAACCUAGAGCAAUGGUAAUUGAUACUCAUAAAAUGCUACUUACAACCCCACAGCGUAUGUUUACUAUUACCGGCUCUGACAUGAGACAAAUUCAAUUAGAUUCAGAAAAAUAUACACCACCAAGUCUAUUUACUCCUUUAACUAAUUUCUUAUCAUUUUCAAAGCUUACAGAAUCAGAAAAUAAAAAUGGAUUACCAGUUGAAAAAGCUAGCAUAUUUUUAAGGGUUGUUACAGGUUCCCUAAAUGUCAAUGUAUCAAGGGAUUAUGAAAAGCAAAUGGAGCGUGCAACAAAGAAAAAGCCACCUAAGACAACUAAAUUUCAGCUCGUUUAUACGGGUAAAGAAGAAUUAGAUGCCUCAGAAAAUAAAAGUAAGAUUUUUAAGGACUUGAUACCUUUCCCUCAUCAGGGUCGUGUGUUUAUUGGAUUCCCAACACACCAAACAACUGGUUGCUGUUGCCAUAUGGCCUCUCGGUUUAUACCCACUGUUGAAAGAGAGAGUAUUGAUUUUGCUGACCGUUAUAUUAGUAUUUGGAAUAAAGAAUUGUUGGCUGUAGGUGGUCUAAUGGCUAGAAUAGUUUAUAAUGAUGAGAUGGGUCAAAUAUCAAAGCUUUAUCGUGAGUUAGUUGGAUAUUCUUCUGAAGUUGAUAAAACAAAAUCGGAUUCUGAUGAUAGUGCAAAAGUCAUAUUGGAAAAGAGAGCAGCUCAUGCAUUACACUCAUUUACUUUUCAGCAUUCAACUCCUAGCUCAAUUGUUGGAAAAGUCCAUGAGGAAAGGUUUUUUAAUGCUUGUAAAGCACCUCUCGAUAUCAUCACUUCUCAUGGAAUUCAGCCCAUUACAAUAACAAGAUGUGUGCCUGAUAAAAUGAGUUUAGCUGGGCAUGCUAUUACUGAAUUAUUAGAUAGGUUUAUAAAAACAAUUCCUACCAUAACACCUAUUGUUUUUCAAGAGUGUAAAGAGAGUGUAACAAAACUCGCAAAUUUUGAUCUACUUCAUUCUUUGGGUAUUAAUGACGUUUUAAAAGAGUUAAACAUGAGAUCAUUGAAGGAAGACGAAAUGGUAGCAUGUAUGCAAUGGUGGAUUGAAUGCAAUAAGAAAAAUCCUUCUAUUCCCAAGUCCACACUAGAUAGUAUAAAUGAUCUUAUUCGUACACAGUUUUUGGAUGCAGCCAUUAUGGAUUGCGGAGAAGAAAGAGGUCUUCUGCAACUAUCUCACACACGAUGGUGGUUAAAUCCUAAAGUUAUACCCUUAGAUAUGCCUGUUCCUGAGGAUACAAUGCCUUUUUCAAUAUCAAAAAACUUUUUAAACAGUGAUUUAGCACAAUAUUUUGGGAAUAUGAAUGAACUUGGUAUUGUACCUUGGGUUCAAUUUAUUGUAAACAAAAAACCUGAAUUAGAAACAUCAAGAGAGUUUACGGAACGUGUUUUAAAUAUCGUUUCAAGACAAUAUAUGCAUAUUUCUGCAAAGUUACAAGAGGAAGUCGUGACUCUUUUAAAGCUUAAAAAAUGUAUACCAACAAAGUUUGGGAUGAAACAACCUUAUGAAGCUUAUUUCCCUAAUGUAAACCUGUUUGACGAUUUACCAAUUUACGUUUUUAAUCAGUCUAGAAAUAUCAAUGAAUCAUUUCUAACAGCUCUCGGUGUCAGAAAGCAUGUUGAGCUACAAAUGGUUUUUGACAGAUUAAUUUCGGAUGGUAGUUGGUCCCAUGUAGAAUUAAUUAAAUAUCUUACUUCUGUUCAGUCUACUCUUAGUGAGACAGAAAUUCGUAGAUUACGUGGAACACCUAUCUUUAUAAAAGAAGGAGAAAAACCAAGAUUAAAGGAAAUAGAAACUCCAAUAAAUAAACUAGACGAAAAUGGCAAACCUAUUAUGGAAAAAAAAAUUAAAAAGGUAUAUAAACGUUACAAAGCAAGUGAUUUAUUUGCACCUACAGAUAUUGUCCAAGAUUUAAAAUUACCUGUCCUUUAUUGGCCAAAUAAUCCUCGUUGGAGACCUACUAGCGAUGAAGCCAAAUUUUUGGAAAAAUUAGGGUUAAUUACUAUUCCACCUUUAAUAACACUUUUAACGUUGGCUUCUCCUGAGGGAGAAAUGUCAACUGAUCGUAAGCAAAUUCAAAAACGCGCUCUUUCCUAUUUAAUUGAGCAUCAUCAAGACUACAAGAAUGAAUAUGACGUUAAUAAAAUCCAAAUAAAGUUUUUACCAUGUUUGGAUGGUAAAACAUUUGCAACACCUCAAGACUGUUUUACGAAUCCUGAUGUUCAGUUAUUAGACUUUCAAGUAUUACAUCGAGACUUGAUCCCUGUUCGUGAUAAAUUAGGUGUUAGAGAAAAUCCUUCUGCUGAUCGACUUAUCCAGACUUUCUUGAACAAACAAGAACAAGAUCGUGAAAAAGUGCGUAAGAUCUUUGAAUAUAUGGCAAGUCGUAUGGGUAACUUUUCUUCCUAUCAUUGGCAUCAACUAAGACAAUCUGCGUUUAUCCCAGUUGAAAUAGAGAAAAAUGGAGCUAAAACUGUUAAGUUAAUGGAACCCUCAAAAUGCUAUUUUGAAACAGAAGAUUCAACAAGUUUUCACAAAGAAUUGUUUUUGUAUGUUAAUUUUGGUAAGCUUGCUAAUUCCUUUUUACGCUCUUGUGGCGUGAAAGAUGAACCUACGACAGUUGAAUUAGCAGCCAUGAUUGUUAAAAAUCCACAACGUUUCUGGGAUCUAAGUGGUGGAGGCGAACGCUAUUUAAAUGUUCUUCGUCAGAUAGCAGGCCAAUUUUAUUUAAUUCGAUCUAACAAACAGCUUAUAAAUGAUAUGAAGACAAAACCAUUUUUAGUUGGUAUUAAGCGUACAACUUUGUCAGAACAAAAUAAGAAGGCACAAGAUGAUAAUGAAGAAGAUGAAGGUUUUAUUCAAUAUAGAUUAGCAAAGGCAUCAGAUAUCUUUAUCAUCGAUGAUACUACAAGCCAUCAAAUUUUUUCACCUUUAUCUGCACCUAUGGAACCAUUACUAGAAGAUCUUUAUUCAAAUUUAGGCAGUCAACGACUAUCAACUCAAAUCAAGGAAGCUUAUUCUUAUGUAAGCAGUAUGGGUGUUACAUUUAAAUCGAAGGAAAUUACUAAAAUGAUAUUUGAACGUACACCUAUUAUUAUUUACCAAAUGAUAAAUGACGAUCCACAGCGUCGAAAAGAGCUUUUACAUGAUGAAAAAUAUGUGAAACAACAUCUUAAAGUAAUGCAAGUGAAAGAUCUUAAAAUUAAUAGAACAUUUAAAUAUACCGACGAAAAGAAUAUUCAGCCAACAACAUCAUGUGCUGAUCGUGUAAAUUUUGGAAUCUAUAUUUCUGAUACAAAUGACAUUGAUUAUUAUGAUGUUGCUAAUUCUCUGUGUAGUCUACUUUUUGCCCGUGUUCGUUUUAAUGAUGCUAUUAUUGUUGAACGUUAUUUAACAACAAGCCUUUAUAAUUUACGACGUAAAGGUGUACCUGUAGAUCGUAUUUUGAAUAUUCGUAAGCAACAAACCACUCCACCCGUAAGCAACACUUCAAUUUCUAAGCCUCAUCCUCAAAUGCCAAAACCACUUACAUCAGAUGAAAUGGAUUUAUAUACCAAAAAAGUACAAGAGGUAUUUAGUGAUUGUCAAGAAAGUUAUAUUAGACAGAUACUUGCUCAGCAAUAUGAAGAUCAUGUGCAAAAUACCAUUACAAAAUUACUUCAUGAAGACUAUCCCAGAGUAAAUAAAAAGUCUGAUGAUGGUAACAAAAUUAUUUCUUCUGUGAUAUCAGAAGAGGAAGAAGCGCAAAAAAGAAAACAGGCAGAUAUAGCAGUUCAGCAAAGACAGCAACAGACAAAGGCCGAAAAAUCGACUGGUUUUAUAAAUAAACUUUGGUCUACGUGGAAACAGCAAGUGACUCCAUUAUCCCCUGUGGCGGAUAAAGCGAGUAUACCAUCUUCAUUAACUGAAACUAUAAAUCAAACCGAUAAGAAUACAAUUGAUUCAAAGCCAAAAUUACCAAAAUCAGAGACAACAAUUACUCCUAAUUUUACAGCCAACAUUAAGCAAAACUUGAAAAGAGCCGUUCAUUCUUGUAAACCGUAUACAGGUCAAGAUGUAUAUACACCACCACGUAUUAAUCAAGUCAGAGAAUCUACCAGUUACUGUGAUGCAGCACCUGGUAAUAACUUAACCUAUGUUGGUAACGUAAAGGGUAUGGAGUUCUAUGUUCAUCGCAGUGUUCAACCUGAUGAUGUAUUAAAUCAAUACGGUCAAGCAAUGGCUAGAUUUACAAACAUACUUGAUGAUUUAGCAAAGGUUUUCCAGCUCAAGUUGGCUACUAUUCAGAUCUUUUAUGAUACUGAAGGACCAACAAUUGCUUUUAACCUUAGUGGAAGUCUCUUUAUGAAUCUAAGAUAUUAUUUGGCAUUACAUGAUUCUGGUGACAGUACUGAUCAGGCAACAAUUGGCAAAAAAUGCAAAGAAGCACUCAUCUAUUGGUUUAUGACUUUAUGCCAUGAAUUAGCUCAUAAUUUCGUAUCUGAACAUAGUUCUGAACAUGAAUUUUAUAUGUCUUCUUUUGCAGAGAACUAUCUUGAAAUAUUAAUUGAUCAUAUUUAUUCUUCAAGUAUUGGAAAUAAUGCUGAAGGAUCGACCAUGAUCGAUCACUCUGCAACUUCAUCAACUGAUCUUUUAAGCUAAACUCUUAUAUGUUUAUCUACUUUUAAUUAUUAUUUCAAAUAAUUACUUGUUUUUGUGUUACUUAAUCUUUGAUUUGUAUACUAGUAAUAAAUAUGCGCCUGCAGUAUUUCUAAAUGUUUUGAUUUUUUUUUUUGGAUUAUAGAAAAGGUAAUUCAGUUUGUAUCCAUAUGCGUUAAUCCCCGAGAUUUUAAUCGUCUACUUGUCAUUCGCUUUUACAUACAGAUAGUUCAUUUACAACUAGAAUAAGAUAUAGCAAUUAGUACCCUAAGUCAAAGAAACCUUAAAUAAUUAAAAUCUUAACGAAACAAUUGUAUUAAAAGGAUCUUUGGUGGAUCUCUCUACU
This is a messenger RNA of Cokeromyces recurvatus, 5680 nucleotides long. RefSeq lists its product as uncharacterized. The coding region runs from base 1 to 5337 and encodes 1778 amino acids. The transcript has 8 exons. The record is from RefSeq and is a predicted model, not a curated record. NCBI's taxonomy places the organism in Eukaryota, Fungi, Mucoromycota, Mucoromycetes, Mucorales, Mucoraceae.